GUCUAUGAGUGAGGUUAAGUAAUUUGACAUAUGUGUAAUUUUAUUUUAGUUCCUGUCUAAAUUAAUAUUACCCAAAUAAAUAAAUCGCUUUAAAAUGACUAGGUUAUCAGGAAUAAAUAACUAGAUCGUAGACUUUAACGUUACCAAAAAAGAUGGGUGAUUAUGAGAAACAAUUUCAGGAAGAUCUCGAAAGAGCCCAAGCUCUCAGUUUAGAGUCUUUGGCAUUAGAACAAUUUAAAAGUAAGAAAUUGCAAGAAUUAAAUCGAUCGUCUACCACAGUAAAUGUAUCUAACAAACCAAAAACAACAGCAGUAACUCGUACAUUAUCUAUGAGUGAAACUGAUUCAACUCAAAUGAAAUAUGAUAGACAACAAUCAAAAUCAAGACCACGACCAGGAGUCCAAUUAAGUACUACAAAUACUCUCUUAGCUCCUCCACCAUCAUCACAACGAAAAAAUAGCACAUCUAAUGAUCCAGAUACACCAGACCUAAUUUCAUUUGCUAGUCCACCAGCCGUAACAACUCCAUCGAGUGAAAUUAUAGAUUUUUGUAAACAACAAAAUUAUAAUCAACAGCAACUGGUGAUAAACUCUCCUAGCAUACAACAACAUCCAUCACAUUUCAAAUAUUGGCCACACUUACCCACAGUCUCUGGGGUUCCAACAUUAAAUUCAGGUAUACCUCAGCAAGGUGUCAUGUAUCCUAAUAGUGGAUACUAUCCAGUUUUAUCUAGAGCUCAGUAUCCUCUAAACAGUAUGAAUAGUCCCAGUAUUGUCAGAAUGCCCUGGAAUAGUAUUAAUCAAACGUCCAAUAAUGUUCAAAUUCCAAUUCCCGUGGGAUCAACUACGAGCUCAAUUGUGGGUAGUCCUGUUCAAUCUCACAUUUCUCCAGCAACUUCUAUUCAAUCCAUUAUGUCAACACAGGCACCUCCAGCCCUGCCUCCUAAGAAUCAACGAAGACCACCACCAAUAGUAGUUCCUAAAAGCUCUUCAAUAUCUUCAAAAUUAUCAACGUCUUCUUCUUCUUCUUCUGUAUUAUCUGUACAGUCUGAAAAGGACAGAAAAUCAAAACCAACGUUUUCCUCAAAUUUGAUUGAUUUAGCACAUUCAGAUGAUAAAGAUAGUGUAAGAGUGAGUAUAUUACAAGAAUUCGAUCCUUUGUCAGAGUCCGUGUACAGCUCACUUAGCUCCAGGGCGAUUAGUCCGGAUUGUUCAGUUGAUGAUACAAUGUCUGUUUGCAACAGCGUUUAUGAAGAAUAUGACCCGUAUGAUUUCAUAUAUUCAGGAUCAGGCAAUAACAGUAUUUCAGAUCCUAUUUAUGCUACAUUAAAUAGGUCCGAUAAUGCCACGCCUAUGUCACCAGGAGUAUCUCGAAUGUCUACUAUAGAUAGAAGCAGUUCUAAAUCAGUUAAGAGAAACCUGCUAAAUAUUAUUGAGGAAGUAACUAAUAGAUCCUUGGUGAAAGAUCCAGAUCUCAAAUCCUUUUACAGCAUGGUAUAUAACAUUAGAAAACAGUAUAAAUACAACGACCCCGAUACAAAUAUGGGACUUGUUAUCAGUCCAAUGGUAAAUUAUCAGUAUUCUCAUGGCUUGAGCAUAAAACUGCAAGUUCAUCCUGAUUUUGAAGGAGCUGACUUCAAUCAACCUAUCAGUUUUACUUGUGACGUUAAUUCAAGCGUUGAACACGUUACUCUACAACUUACUUAUGGUCUUGAUGCGCCCACUACUACUCAAUACACGCUAAAAGUGUGGGGAAGUAACGAAUAUUUAGUUCCUACCACAUUUUUAAGUGAUUACGAAUAUGUACAUGACUGUAUCAAACUGGAUGAAGAUGUUAUUUUGAUAUUAAUACCGGAUUCUAAAAAAGACAAAUCUUUCGCUAGAACGAUUGCUGAUGACAAUGAUGAUGAAACUUUGAAAUUCGAAAAUAUAAUCCCCAAUGAUACAGUUGUUCGUAUUACUUAUGAAAAAUUGAAUAUUUUGUUAGAGACUGUCGAAAAUGAAAUAAGGAAAUUGGAAGAUGCCGCUUUGCAAAUGGAAACGAAUAGUAAUCCGUCAGUAAUGCCUGCCGUGCAGCCUUUAAAUGUAAUACAAUCAGUUAAAUACCUUGUUAAUUUAAUGGGAGAUUUGUGUACACUUGAUAUUAUGUAUACAGUUGAAGCCUUAGAAGAAACUUGUAAAAAUUUUCUACCAUCCAAUAAAUCUUCAUUUUCUGAUUUCAUCAGUAAUCACUGCAACAAGAUUCGAUUUGCAGUUCAGAAUUUGAUUGAAAUGUAUAGUCACGCGUUUUGUGUAGACUUUGAAGUGAAAAGUACUUUAUCACAUGAAUCAAUGAGAUACGUUCAUGAUAUAAUGGAUUCUGUCAUAGUAAGAAUAUGUGCUGUGUAUCGCCCAUCUUUUGAAUGGGAACAUGAAGAAUAUACAGCAACUGUUCAAAUAUAUCACGGUACAAAGAAAAUUGGCAAAUCUCUGUGUACCCAACCUUCCAGAAAAUUUGAUAGGGAUAAAUAUUGGCCUUCUAGGAUAGUAUUUGACAGCUGGUUAGAAUUUGAAGAUGUACCUAUAAAUAGUUUGGCAAGAGAAUCUCGAUUAGUAAUCUUACUUUUUGGUAGAACUUUAAUUACGUCAGAUACCGAAGAUUCGAAAAAUUCUACUGUUCCUGCUUAUAAGGAGGAAGAAAUAGGAUGGGCUUCAGUUCAGUUUUUUAAUUAUGAAAGUGCUAUGAAUCAAGGCAGUAUACUGCUUUCAAUUUGGCCCAAUGAAACCAACUAUAUAAACGAUCAUAUUUAUGGGCCAGCGCCUGCUACGGGAACUCAUCCAGAUCCUGACCAUCCUGUUCUCGGCAUAGAAAUUGUAGCUCCUACCAAAGUUCAGUUUCCUUCUGUGUCACCGGAUUUAUAUAGCAACGUUUGCAAAGGAGACUUCUCUAGUUUAGAUAAUGAAACACAACAAUUACUGGUAGAUGCUUGUGAUCAAGAUUUGUUGUACAGAUUUUCACCAGAGAUAAGAGAGAUUUUAUGGGAAAAACGUCACUAUCUAUAUCAUCUUCAGACAGCGUUACCAAAAGUACUUCUUGCUGCUCACAGUUGGGAAUAUGUUCAACUUCCAGAUCUUCACGGUAUGCUGCAUGCGUGGACAAGACUGAAACCAAUUCAAGCAUUGGAAUUACUUCUUCCCGUAUAUCCGGAUCUAGAGGUCAGGAGGAUGGCUAUUAGAUGGAUCAGAGGCCUUACAAAUGAUGAAUUAGUAGAUUACUUACCCCAAUUAGUAGUAGCUUUAAGACAUGAAACUUAUGAAAAUUCUUCAUUAGCAAAGUUCUUGUUAGACAGAGCUCUAAGGUCUCCUAGAUUUGCACAUUAUUUAUUUUGGUUAUUAUGUCAUAGCAUUCCAGGAGAUUCGCCUCAAAAUUGCACAUCAGAAAUAAGAGGUAAAGAUAUGGAAUUGGGUAUUAGCGAAUUUAGACACCAUAGAAGACUGAAACUACUGUUAAGAGCUUUAUUAGCUAUAUGUGGAAAAUCCCUAGGAGAUUGUUUUCUUUACCAGCAGUCUCUUGUUAAGAAAUUAAAUGAUAUAGCCGAAGAAGUACAAAAAACCAAAGAGUCUCAUCGUCUCACUGUUUUACACAAUGGGUUGGGACAAAUUCACAAAGAUCUUCAAGAAACUCCAACAAGUUUACCUCUCUCACCUACAUUGAGGGUGAAAGGAGUAGAUAUACAAUCAUGUUCUUAUUUUCCAUCUAAUACGUUACCCUUGAAAAUAAACUUCUUAAUGGAAGAUAGUUCGAUAAGAGCAGCUAUUUAUAAAGUUGGAGAUGAUUUGCAACAAGAUAUGUUGACAUUGCAAAUGAUUCGUUUAAUGGAUAAGUUGUGGUUGAGUAAGGGAUUAGAUUUAAAAAUGGUAGCAUUUACAUGUAUACCAACAUCCAGAAGAAAAGGUAUGAUAGAGAUGGUAACAAAGGCAGAAACAUUGAGAAAAAUUCAGGUAGAACACGGAUUGACCGGUUCAUUUAAAGAUAAGCCAAUAGCUGAAUGGUUAGCGAAACAUAAUCCUUCUGAAUUAGAGUAUGCAAGGGCUGUACAAAAUUUUACAGCCUCAUGCGCUGGUUAUUGUGUGAUAACUUAUAUUUUGGGCAUUUGUGAUAGACAUAAUGAUAAUAUUAUGUUGAAAAUAUCUGGACAUCUAUUUCAUAUUGAUUUUGGAAAAUUUUUGGGAGACGCACAGAUGUUUGGAAAUUUUAAAAGGGACCGAGCCCCAUUUGUGUUAACAUCUGAUAUGGCUUACGUUAUUAAUGGAGGUGAUCGGCCAACUGAAAAAUUCCAUCAAUUUGUUGAUUUGUGUUGCCAAGCAUUCAAUAUUAUAAGAAACAACAGAAAUUUAUUUUUGUUCUUGAUAACAUCAUCCGGAAUAUGCAGGAUAACUCCAGAAUCAAUAAGUUAUAUGCAUAAGGCACUGUUGCCUGAAUUAUCUAAUCCUGAAGCUGCUGCCUACUUUACUCGUUUAAUCGAAGAAUCUCUGAAAACACGUUUCACACAAUUUAAUUUCUUUUUGCACAAUCUCGCUCAACUCAAAUUUACUGCUGAAAAUAACGAGGGAACGCUACUGUCAUUUGUACCAAAAACCUACAGUUUAGCAAGUGAUGGUCAGUUGGUCCAUGUGGAAGUAGUCAAUUAUAGAAAAAGAUAUGAUCCAGAUAAAUAUUAUGUAUAUAUUCUGCGAGUAUAUCGUAAAGACCAAAGGCAACCGAUGGAAAUUCAACGAACUUAUAAAGAAUUUUGUGAAUUACACCAGAAGUUGUGUAUAUACUUUCCAUUGGCCAAAUUACAUAGUUUAUCAACUGGUCUACAUAUGGGUCGUUCUAAUAUUAAGCAGGUUGCUCAGAAGCGUUUUCAUGAAAUAAGUCUGUUUGUCAAAUCGCUAUUCCUUUGUGCUCACGAAAUUGCUCAUUCUGACUUAGUUUACACAUUUUUCCACCCAUUGCUGAGAGAUCAACAAUAUUCAGAGGAGUAUUCUAAAAAAGUAAAAGAUAGAAUAGGAGAUGUCCAUGAAUCAGGUAGACUUAAAGGUCAAUUGAAAUUAUCAUUGCAAUACAGGAAAGGAGUAUUCAGUGUAAUGGUUCUACAUGCCAGAGGUUUACCAAGACUGUCCAAUGGCCAAGAACCGUCUACUUAUGUUAAAGUUUAUUUACAACCAGAUACACCAAAAAGUACCAAACGCAAAACUAAAGUAGUCAAAAAGAAUUGUCAUCCCAGUUUUAUGGAGAUGUUGGAAUAUCGAAUGUCGCUGGAAAUCAUCAAAAUGAGAAGAUUACAAGCGACCGUCUGGAACUAUGAUGCCUUACAAGAAAACGAAUUUAUGGGUGGUGUAGAAUUAGACCUUGGUUCAUUAGAAUUAACAGAAGAAACUAGUGAAUGGUAUUCAUUAGUAAAUCUCAGCAGAUAACAAUUGUACCCUUUAUAAAAGAAUAUUUACUAUUAGGUUGUUGAAUGUGGUGGAAUAGUUAUUUACAACAUUAUUAAUUUGAGAAUUUCAAAACUAUUAAGAAAAGAAAUUGUUUAACUACAAUUACAAUUGGUGACUUAUUAGAAUAAUUUGCAAGAUAUUAUAAUCUCUCUUAGGCAUGGUUGAAUCUAUCUAAUAAAAAUGUGUUGUUUGCUCUCUAACCAUACUUUAGUAACACUUUACAGCUCUACUAUAUAUAUAUAUAUAUAUAUAUAUAUAUAUAUAUAUAUAUAUAUAUAUAUAUAUAUAUAUAUAUAUAUAUAUAGUGUUGGGUGAAGGUCUUGAAUCAAAUAAGAAUGAUGUCUUGUACAGAGCGUGUUAUCAUCGACAAAAUAUGUUCUCGCCGUGCAUGGUAUGAGACAGUGUUGGUAGGUGAUGAAACGAUCUAGUGGUAGUAGUGUUGUACUAUUCAAUACAAAGAAUACUCUCGUGUCUAAUACGUUUCUAAAAUGAUAUAGUAUGGAACAUUGUAGUAGACAAACACAUUUGAAAAAUUUAUGUAUUUUCGUGAGUCCCUCGUAUCAAUUGAAUAAACUGAAAGUACUACUUUCUACCAUACACGUAUGUAUUAUUUUGUGGGAUUUGUUUCCUGGAAAUUCUAUUUCUUGUAGAAGGAUAUAUUUAAAAUGAGUCAUAUAAAUCAAUGGAAUUUAAUUAAAAUGCACAAAUCAAUGUUAAAUCUUUGAAUAAUAGAUAAAUAGUAGAUAUUAAUAUUACUCUAUUGUUCAAGUAACAAAUCUAAUUGAAAUGAACUAAUUUAUUUAUAUUUAUGCGUUUACUAAUAUUCAAUACUUUGUAUGAAAUUUCUUCAUAAUAACUAUUCCACAAAGUUGUACGAAUUUACAAUAUGGCAAUGAAUUAACGAGACUGGUGUAAGAUAUAAAAAAAUUCUAUUCCAUGGCAUCGUUUUCGUAGGUGAUGCAUUAUAGAGAUUUAUCCUCCUUCCUUUCAGAAUAUGCACUAUUCAGUUUCUGAUAGACAUAACUUAUCAGAGACUUUCCGAUGCAGCAGUGAUAAAGUGAGGAAAUGUAGCUUGGUUCUAUAGUCAUUCCAUUAUUAUUGUCUAUAUAUCAGCUUUAAGUCACUAACUUAGGAGCUCAGUGCUUAUUGAUUAUAACUUUCAUAAACUGUAUCAUCUUAGGUUCAUUUCUUGAAAUAGAUAAUCUGAUAUUUACCGAGAAAAAGGAGAAUAUAGUAUUUUUUCUAAUAAUUUGAGUACUUGUGUAGUAUAUUUGCCUUCACCUAAAAUAAAAGAUAUUUUAAACCUCUACAUCAAUAUAUUUGAAGCCAAAGCACAAAAUCAAACUAAGUAAGCAGCAACUGGUAUCAAGGUUUCAAUUACAAUACUGUUUGAUGCCACAAAUGGGUAUCUUAAUGGACAGUCUCGUUAUUCAUUUGCUAUAUUAUCUGACACACAAGAUAUAUAAACUAUAUAUUGUUUACAUAUCUAUCACAUCAGAUUAGAAUUUCAAUUUAGGCAUGAAUGUCACAAUUUUAACAAAAUAUAAAUUGUCAGGUUGAAAGAGCAUAUUUUUUACAUAUAAUACCUAAAUAUAUCUACAGCUCAUUGAAGUUGAUGCAUAAAAAUGUAAUUUUAAGAAUAACAUAUUUCUAUACUUGUUAACAACUGAAAUUCCUAGACACUGACUAAAGUCGUCUCAGCCUAACCCUCUACUGCAUGAAUUAUGAAAAAAAAUAAAAAAAAUAUUUGAUGGUUAUUUAGACUUUAUUUGGAGAUAAAAUUUACUACAAAAAUGGAAAUUGAAAAAAAUUACUUAAAAAAAUCGAGAAAAGAACAAAGGUUGUAUGGGUUUGUAUACACCAAAACAAAUUUUAAUAAAAAAGUACAUGGGUUCGUAUGAAGAAUAAAGAAACAAAUAUAAUAUAAAAUAAAAUAUAAUAAUAUAAGUGUUUAAUAUAAAAUAAAAACUAUAAUAAUUGUAAUCAUGAAAUGCCGAUAAACAGUUUCGAUUGUUGUUUUAACAUAAAACCACUUUGUCUAAGUUUUUUGGCCACAAAAUUGACAUUUUUAUCGGUUUUUCAUCCAUUCAGUCAUAUGGACUAUUUUGUCAGUUCUCACGAAAUUUAAAGGUACAUCUUGAUGUCUGGAAGGAACUUUCCUCAUUUUCUUUGGUAUAGUUGGUGUGCCUCGAUUGGAUGAAACAGGACUUCCGUGCCCAGAAACUGGUGUUCUAUCUCUACUGUGAUUUACAGAUUUAUCGUGCCAUUCGUUAAAAACAUUAAAAGGGCAUACGAAAUCAUAUAUGGUACUGUGGCAAAAUUAUUAAGUUAGGUUAGGAUGCAUACGAAACCAUAUAUAAAAAAUAAACAUUAAAUAACAUAUAUAAAAUAGUGCUAUAACAGCUCCAUGUUUUAUGUUUUUAUCACGCAAAACUUACCUUUUUUAUUUAGAAAAAUGUGUUUACAGACACUGAGUUCAACUUAACACAAGCGCUUAGAAAAGUGAGGUUGUAAUCACAAUUAUAUUAGACCAUAGACAACAAAAAAUAUUUUUGUAUUGGCAAUAUAACAAUUAAAAUGUCCGCCAUGGGUAUGUAUAGUUAUUGCUUGUGCAAUAUAACGUGAAAAGAAAAUAUUUAAACUGGUGAACCAUAUGAGUUUAUAUGCAGUAAAGGGUUAAAGGGUGGCUUCUAAUAUAUCAUAAGUUACAAGUUUUGAGGCUUUGAAAGAGGAUGGGUUUGGAACGAAUAAUCCAAGUAAUUUUGUGUUAUUUAUGCCUAAUUUUAUUAAGCACUUUUACAAAUCAAUAUAUAAGUCUGAUUUUUUCAAAUUAUGUGGAGCUAGUGUAAUUAAGAAAGGUGCUUAUAAAUGUAAGGAAUGCAGGAACAAAGAAUUUAAAAUCAUUUAAACAUUCCCUACCCUGUACCUUUAUACCAUUUUUUAACUUAUAUAAUACUGAUAGUUCUAAAAUAAGAUAUUUUUAAAAUGUAUGUAUACAUUUAACUAAUAUUUUCAAUAAACGUGCACGUACUGAACUGAUUUAUUUAAUUUGAAUGAUGGAUGAAUUUAGAACCAGAAAUUAUAGGAAAAACAUAGGGAUUUUGUAAAAAUAUCUGGUAAAAAAUAAAGUUACAGAUUUUUCUAACACACAAUAUUAAAAUAUAGUGAACUACAUUUAAAUGAUCAGAAAAUAAAGCAGAAUCGCCAAAAAAUAAUAACUGGGCAAUGCAAAACUAAAGCUAAUUUAUAUAAAUUAAUUUUAAAAAAUAUUUUAACACGAGACUACUUGUAUCCACUCCUAAGUCAGCACCUAUAAAGAACGUUAAACCCCUACCAACAUUUUACAAAUAUACAACCAAUAUAAAAUUUUAAGGGUCAGUCUGGCGGAAUAAAACGAUGCACCUACAUAGCGAAAAAUGUUUCCCUAUAUGUUGCUGUGUGUUCUGUUUAAAAUUCGAUUUACAAAUUUACGAGUUUUCAACUGAGGAAAUGACUGAACAAUAGAUCAAUUUCAAGUUUUAUUUUAAUCUUAUCAAGACUAGUGAAUGCAAUCCCGAUCUCGCGGGAUCAAUCCCAAAGCAUAAUAUGACAAGAAAAGCGUUAGAAAACUAUUCCGAGUAUUAACGAAUAUUAGCGGCAGGUGACGAUCGGGAUACACAAUACAGAACUAUGUCGUAGUCAUUAUUUUUUCUUAAAUUACACGUUAUUUAUUGUUUAUGUGAGUUAAAUAAACAUAACUGGACUCUCACAAGUUGUUAAAAACUUAAAAUGUCGAACAAUAAUCCGGAUCAAGUGUAUGUGGAGUUUAGCAGUUGUGUACCGGUAUGGAGAUAUUUAUAGAAAGCAGUUGAUAAUUUGACUGUUCAAUGCAAGUUAUGUAAAACUGUUCUCAAAAGGUUUACACGUCCAUAUGAUGUCAAUCCAAAAAAUUGAACAAAUCGAAUACAGGAAUCUACCUUCAAAUUCAUUAGCGUCUACCAGAGCGUCGUUGUCAGUUGCGCAGUCACAUGUUGAGGCUCAAUUUACACUAGAUGAUCGUGAAAAUUAACAAACACCACAGAAGAAAAAGAAAAUCAGUGUUUAUUUUCCUUCUGAUUCUAACUUAACAAAAAAGUUAAUGAUUUCCCGAAUGGUAGCCAAAGAUAGUUUGCCAUUCCAAGUAUUCUGUACUUCCAAGGACAUGAAGAGUCUUUUUGCUGAGAAAGGUAACAAUUACAAAUUGCCUUGUUCACCAAACACAAUUAGUCUAACUGUGAUGAAUUAUGGAACGUGGCUCAAAAUGAAAGUGAAGGAAGAUCUUCUAAAUUUGAAGAAUGAAGACUAUAGGUUUGCAGUCACUUUAGAUGAAUGGACAUUUAGAAUAAAUCAGCGCUUUUUAAAUGUUAAUGUACACACCGUUAUUAAGAGUCGGCCCACUUAUUUGCAUUACAUUUUUGGAGGUAUGCCAUUGGAGUCUUGUGUUCAGCUUCUGCCAGAAAAACUAUCAGAGUAUAAUUUAUCUUUAUUUAUAGUUUAUAUUUUUCCUUACCUUUAAGACAAAUUUACAUAGCUACAGAAUACCAAAUGAUUAUAUCAAAACUACGGAAAUGCAUCAAACUUUUUAGAAAUUCCUACCAAGAAUGAUAUGUUUCAGAAUUACAUUCAGCAAGAGUUUGGCAAAACCAUUCAGCUGGUUCUUGAUUGCAAGACACUUUGGUAAAGCCUAUGCAACAUGAUAAGUAUAUACAAUAGAGUAAAGCAGUGUGUAAAUUGCAAUUGGAGACUUUCCAAUUGCCAAACAAAUAUCUCAUAAGGAACGAAAUUAAAACUAUAAUCAGCCGAUUGUACCGUAAAGAACCAGACCAAGCAGAUAUGAAUACAACAGUACUAUUAAAUGAAGAUGAUUUGUCUCUUUCCAUGAUUGCAGCUACCGCUGCACAAUAUAAUACAUCAUCAGCAUCACUUCAAGAGGAAUUAGAACCAUAACUACUUUCUGAUCUCCUUUUUGUUUUUAUUAUGUAAAUUUGUAUCUGUGACCUGUGUGUGCAGUGCUGAAUAAAUGAUUUCUAUUCUAUUAAAAAAACUGUUACCUAGUUAUUUGGUUAAAUAAUAAAGGUUUUUGUUUUCUUUCAAAUGAAAUUUUAUUUUAAGUAACCUAACUAACACAAAACAAGCAUUUUGCAUAGUUCUCAGUCAUCCGAAUUUAACUUAUUUUAAAAAAGAUACUGAAAGAAUCUGACAACCUCUGCCAGUAAUGAAAAUAUUGAGAAAGUAAAGAUAUUCAAUUAAUGCAUGAUAGCUGAUGAACUACAGAUUAACCGUAAAUUUGUGCGACAAAUCGUAACCCAUACUUUAGCACUGAUUCUGAAACGUACGUUAACUACAUGUAAGGAGGAGGGGGAGUUAUGAUGUUAUCAAUAGCUCGAUACAAAAUAAAUUUGAAAAUAUAUAAAAAUAUAACAGAUAUCACUUACUAUGUAUAUGCCAAAUACCAAGUUAGAAAUCAUCGGAUCGAGAAUAUUCACAACAUCAGCAGCAGGUGACUAACAUUCCCGGUACGAAACAACAUAAAAAUACAUGCAAGGUGUGUACCACAGCAAUUUUUAAUCUAUAGAAAAAAAUGAACUUUCAUCAUUUUUUUCAUAUAUUUUUUCAAUUUCCUAAUUACUUCAACAUUUACUUGUCUAAAACUCCAUUAAAUUCCAUCAUUUUGUUUACAUAUUAUUCAAAGUAUUUUCAACAUGUACUUUACUAAUUAGAUUAAAAUGAUUGCUGAUUUAGGAAACAUUCUAACUAUUUUCCACAUAUGAGCACAUAAUGCUGUAGUUUCAGUCUUCUAUGGUAUCAUAAGGAAUUCUGUUAUUUUUAACUAACCCUAAAUACCAUAAUUCUGUAUAAUAACAGACUUAAAAAGUGUAUAAUUCUUUUCAAAAAACGACUAAUUGUCACACAUUAUUUCAGAAUUUUAUGCUUU
This is a messenger RNA of Diorhabda sublineata, 11412 nucleotides long. RefSeq names its product phosphatidylinositol 4-phosphate 3-kinase C2 domain-containing subunit alpha (gene Pi3K68D). Gene Ontology annotation, molecular function: 1-phosphatidylinositol-3-kinase activity; 1-phosphatidylinositol-4-phosphate 3-kinase activity; phosphatidylinositol binding. Gene Ontology annotation, cellular component: plasma membrane; cytoplasm; phosphatidylinositol 3-kinase complex. The transcript has 27 exons. Lineage: Eukaryota; Metazoa; Arthropoda; Insecta; Coleoptera; Chrysomelidae. The record is from RefSeq and is a predicted model, not a curated record. Gene Ontology annotation, biological process: phosphatidylinositol-mediated signaling; cell migration; phosphatidylinositol-3-phosphate biosynthetic process. The coding region runs from base 153 to 5438 and encodes 1761 amino acids.